AUGAAGGCUAGUACUGUUCUCGUCGCUCUUGCCGGCGCCCUUUCCACCAUGGUUGAGGCUAGAGCCUGCACUGAGGGCCUCAACUACUGUGGCAAAUAUCAGUCCGAGAUCGACAACGAGCUCAAGAGAGUCAACCUCCCCGUCCAGAGCCCUUACGAUAAAAACUCCCUGUUCCAUUGCGGCAGCGAUGGAUGGAUCCGCUGGAACGUCUACUGCGGCAACUGCGUCGACGGCGGUGGCGGCAGAAGCGACUACUGCCGAUAA
Colletotrichum truncatum is the source of this 264-nucleotide messenger RNA. NCBI's taxonomy places the organism in Eukaryota, Fungi, Ascomycota, Sordariomycetes, Glomerellales, Glomerellaceae. The record is from RefSeq and is a predicted model, not a curated record.